UCGAUAACCUAUUACAUUUUUCAGUUUAAAAAAUAAAAACAUUGGACUAGUUUUUAUUAUGCGAAAUUAGGCGGAGUUUUUGUAACGAAAGGAGAAUAUAUUUCGUGUUUCAGUACUGUGUGUAUUGAUAAAAUAAAAAUGAAAUCUGUCUUAUAUUUAAAUUGAUACCAACAGUCAUGGAAGAAACUAUAGAAAGACCAAAGGAAACGAAGUUUUUCUUUGCAUUUAUUAGCACUAUAAAAGCCUUUAUUUUAAUAUUCAUUAUAUUUAUAGUGAGUUACUUGCACUCCAAAUAUGUCAGUUUUUUAUUUGAAAAUGACAGAAAUUUCUCAUACCUCUCUGACUUGGAGCGAGAAAUGUCCUUCCGCACAGAAAUGGGAUUCUAUUACUCAUACUAUAAGACAAUUGUGGAGGAGAAACCAUUUGUUGCUGGCAUUUCUAAGUUGAUGUAUGAUCGAAUUGUCGAGUAUCCAAAGGAAGUAAAUGCCUUUAAUAGAUUUAAUAUACACCCAGAGGUCCUGGUAGGAGCUUUAUACCGUUAUUUAGAGCCAUGGCUCAAUACAUCUACAUAUCGCCAGUGCCACAUGGUAGACCGUGGAGAAGGCCACGAUCCUGUGCAAAGCUGUGUUGGUUUGGGACACCCAAUUUUCUUUUAUUUGGAGGCUGUGUGGAUCUUUGCUGGAGUCAAUGUUGCAGCAUUGUUUUUACAUGCUAUGGAAUUAAGUGAAAGCUACCUUGGUGGUUGUCUAGCUGUUCUACAAUACUUUGCCAAUCACGCAGAAUGUACAAGGGUCCAAUGGGCACCAAAUGAGAGGGAGAAUUUUGCUGGGCCCUUACUCUUGUUACAGACUUAUUUGCUGACCAUACAAAUACAUGACAAACGGAAUACUAUACAGCUACAGAUUGGAAUCUUAAUACUGAAUUGCCUCUGUCUCUUGUUUUGGCAAUUCACACAAUUCAUAUUUCUUACCCAAAUUGCCAUAUUCUUUUUGAUGGAACAGUUGAGAGUUAUAGAUACACGGCAACUUUCUAUUUUACUACACUCUCACUAUUGUGGAUUACAUAUGGCAAUACUUUUACUCCAAGGGAAUGAAAUGUUAAAAUCAUCGUUAUAUGCUUGCCUUUUUCUAGUAGUUUCUACAUAUUGUCUAUUCUUUAGUGGCCUUCGUAUAAAGGUCCAAAAUAGAUUUGACUUUUUUGUAGAGUCGUGGCUAGUUGUACUUAGAGUGUCUAUUGUUAUUUGUGGUUCGAUAUCAUUGAAAAAAAUAAUUAGUGACUUCCUUGAAGUGGAAGAGGACACACAUGUCUGGGAGAUUCUAUUUUCAAAAUUCACAGAUUAUAAAUCAUUCCAUACAUUGAUGUAUACUUGUUCGGAAGUUUUUGACUUCCUGCCAUUCAGUUCUAUCAGAAAUAUGAUUAAAACCUUUUUAAUUCCGUAUGUGUUAUUUGGAGUUGUUAACGCGGUAUACUUUUGGAUUAAUAAGAGAGAGAUAGAAAAUGUUGGUAAGGGGAUAGAAGAGAAUAGACUGAUCGACGACGAGGACAGCGGAAUUGAGAAUAAUGAAACGAAUAUUCGAAAAGAGGACACAGAUUUGGAUGUUUUAGAUAAGAAAAUAGAUAAUACAGAGAAGGAUAAUUUGAUACAAUUUCUCUCUGGUUUGUCUAUGGACGCUGCGGUAUUCUAUAAUAUAUCGCAGAUGGUUGUCUAUGGUGUUAUGGCAGCGUUAGUGAUGCGACUCAAGCUGCUAUUUACGACGCAAAUGUGCUUGAUGUCAUCUUUGGUGUUCAAGAAAAAGUAUUAUAUCUACCCACAUUCCGUUAUGAAAUAUUUAAUACUAAUAUUGCUUGUGGGUAUUAUUCCUAUGAUGUGCAGUCUAGUCAACAAUGUCAGUAAGGAGAUGUCUCAUAUGGGUGAAUUUAGUGAUUACAACCAAGAAGAACUACUGCUGUGGUUAGGGCAGCAAGGUCCCGGGGCGGUAGCGGGUUCGAUGCCUCUCCUCGCCACGAUAAUGCUCACAACAAAAAGGCCUAUAGUUGCGCAUCCUCACUACGAACAUUUGGAAGCGAGACAGCGUGCGUACACAGUAUACAAGAUGUACGGCCGUUUUUCUCCGCACGAGCUCUACCAGGAGUUGAGCAAACUUCGCGCUACUUACCUCGUCGUUGAGACCAAGUACUGUUAUGGAAGGAGCAGCAAAGGAUGCUCUCUAACCGAGAUAUGGGACUUGGAGUCUCCGAUAAACCGGGAAUCGCCGCCCCUUUGCGACACUCUUCUAACAACGACGGUAGACCAUUUCUACCCUCUUUUUCGAAAUGCGCACUACGCCGUUUUCAGAAUACAUGACCUAAGCGUGAGGUAUAUGCCAAGGAGUUUUGACACUUGACAUCAACAAGUGACAUGGAACUAAGAUUUGAGACUGACAUUGACAUUUCAUUAAAAUAUUUUUUUUUGCCUUCACUUAGCAUCUUCGCCUAUGACAUUGAUGAUUUAACGACAAUUAGGGAAUGCAAAUCCAAUUAUUUGUUUUCCCUCUGUACCUCGCAAACUAGAAAACUCUCCCUGAACGGUUUACUCCUCUUGUAUUUUUCGGUUGAUAUUUAAAAGUCUUCCUCAACAUUGCUAAAUACUUUUUGUAGUGAGAUUGUGAAAUUUUAAUCAUAGUUUGUAAUAAUUCUUAUCCGCACCAAGAAUGACUCUUGUAUGUCAGAAAUAGAUUUGAUAUACUUCACUUAGCUAAGUUUCUACUCAACCCUUAUUUAUAAAAUAUUCUUACUGUACUCUAUGAACUAAUAAUUUGUCUCUUUCUGUCAAAUUGUGUAUACACUGUGCUAAAAAGAAAUAGAUGAGACUAUGCCUUCCGACCAAUUCAUAAAAGGCUAACUGGUUCUAAAUAUCAGAUGAGCCUCCUGUAUAUCAAUUUUUUUUUAUGACCUGGUAACAUAGACCUUUAAUUCAUAACUUAUUUGGUAAAUGUUCGGUACUUUAGAGUGUAUAUCAAUUAAAAACUUAAAAUGUAGGUAAAAUUAGAAUUGUUAAGUAACUCGAAUAUCUUUUUUUUAAUGACUUUAAUUUGUGCCAAGCGGGCACAAGGUACUUCGCCAGUGUCGUGUAGAUGGAGAAGGCACAAAGGAGAUUGAUCAGUGAAAAUAAUAAUUAUAUGCACCUAAAAAAAUAGUUUUUAUAUAAAAAAAAUUAACAAUUAUGAGUAAGUAUAAGAAUUGUUAAUUAACUGGAAUAUCUUUGUGAACAGGUGUAAUUAUUCUGAUCUUGACAUCCUCUAGAAAAUCCUAGAAAUAAGGAAGAUAUCAUCAAUAAAGUUUACUUUUAACUAACAAUAAAGUACUAAGAAUGUGGAACUUCAUCGACGUAAUGUUAUUUGUACUUAAAAUCCAUAUUUUAAUAAAAUUACUGUCCACUUAAGCAACACUUUUCUUUUAAAAAGAAUUUGACAGAAAGAGUAAAUAGUAAUUUUAAAUAAAUUAAUAAAUUUUUAUUAAGUUAUAUUUGCUUGAUAACAGACUUAUAGAAAGAGAAGGGUGUAAGUUUGAAAUAUCUGUGUCUGUGGCGUCGUAGCUGCAAAACGAAUAGACCGAUUGUGAUGCAAUUUGUGACGCAUCAAGAUCUUUUCGUUAUAUCAAAUAGUCUGCAUUGAAGCAAAUAAAAAAUAUUUGAGUAUUUUGACAAUAAUGUGAUGUUUUAAUAUGUUGUGAAAUAUAUAAUUCUCUAAUA
Messenger RNA from Pieris rapae (cabbage white), 3730 nucleotides. Its product is annotated as probable C-mannosyltransferase DPY19L1. Gene Ontology annotation, cellular component: nuclear inner membrane. The coding region runs from base 177 to 2384 and encodes 735 amino acids. NCBI's taxonomy places the organism in Eukaryota, Metazoa, Arthropoda, Insecta, Lepidoptera, Pieridae. Gene Ontology annotation, molecular function: mannosyltransferase activity. The record is from RefSeq and is a predicted model, not a curated record. The transcript is spliced from 10 exons.